AUGCUUGCCCGAAUCAAAAACUACAUCGCCAAAAAUGGUUUUGCACGCGAAUCGGAAAAACGAGCUCCUAAAGAAGGCGGCGAAAAGAAGUGCAAAGUCUCGAAGAUACCACGAUCUCUUCGACGUUCGAUUGGUGUUUCAUCAGGCUCUGGCGGUGGUAUCAAAAUGAGCGGACUCGACAUCGAUGGAAUCGCCGAUGAUUUCGUCUCAAGUGGCAGCCACAAUAUGGGACGAUCGAUUUCGCCGUGUCCUUCGGUCAGCCAUCAAGGCGAUCCAUUGCUCCCCGUUGCCGAGAAUUGGUGUCAUACGCAGGUGAAAGUUGUGAAAUUUAACUAUAUGUGGACAAUCAACAACUUCUCGUUUUGCCGGGAGGAAAUGGGCGAAGUGCUGAAAUCAUCGACAUUCUCCGCCGGCAGCAACGACAAACUCAAAUGGUGCCUUCGGAUCAAUCCGAAAGGUCUCGACGAGGAAUCGCGCGAUUAUCUUUCGCUCUACCUUCUUCUCGUUCAAUGCAACAAAUCCGAGGUGCGCGCCAAAUUCAAAUUCUCGAUUUUGAAUGCCAAACGCGAGGAGACGAAAGCGAUGGAAUCUCAGCGAGCUUAUCGGUUUGUGCAGGGAAAGGAUUGGGGAUUCAAAAAAUUCAUUCGACGCGAUUUUCUACUCGAUGAGGCCAAUGGACUUUUGACGGAUGAUCGGUUAAGCAUUUUCUGUGAGGUUUCCGUUGUCGCUGAGACUGUCAACGUGACCGGUCAGACCAACGUCUCGCAAUUGUUCAAAGUGCCACCAUGCCGACUCGCCGACGACCUCGGAACGCUCUUCGAGAAUCGCACGUUCUCCGAUUGUAAACUCAUCGUGAAAAAUGGACGGGGCAUCCCUAAUCAGAUCUUUUAUGUGCACAAAGCGAUUUUGGCCGCCAGAUCCAAGGUUUUUUGUGCGAUGUUCGAACAUAAUAUGAAAGAAGCUGAACAAAGCGAAGUCAUAAUUGACGAUGUUGAGCCGGAGGUGAUGCGAGAGCUCCUCGGAUUCAUGUAUACUGGAACUGCUAGAAAUCUGGAUCAUAUGGCGCAGAGUCUAAUCGCAGCUGCAGAUAAAUAUAAUCUGGAUCGGCUGAAGGUGAUGUGUGAGCAGUCGCUAUGCCAGGCUCUUACCAAUGACAAUGCUUGUGUUACCCUUGUGCUAGCUGAUAUGUAUUCUGCGGAUCAGCUCCGAGCGCACGCGAUUAAUUUUAUAAACGUGAAUGCGACAGAGGUGAUGAGUAGCGAUGGAUGGCAUGAUCUUGUCAAAUCGCAUCCAAAUCUCCUCGAGGAGGUUUUUCGCGCACUUGCUACCCAACAAACGCCGCCGGUGGUGCUCGUGCAGCCGCCCAAAAAGCGUCAGAAGCAUAAUCAAUUCUGA
Messenger RNA from Caenorhabditis bovis, 1395 nucleotides. NCBI's taxonomy places the organism in Eukaryota, Metazoa, Nematoda, Chromadorea, Rhabditida, Rhabditidae. The record is from the annotation of a GenBank genome assembly.